AUGUAUCGGAAGUUGUCUAAGUUAGAACACUCGGAAAUAAAACAACUUCUUACAGAAGCUAACAUAGAUGUUGCAAAACAUUACGCAACAAACAAAAAGGCACUCGCUGACAUCCUCAAUGACUAUAAUGGUGAAAUAACUUAUGAUAGAAUUCAUGAUUACAUUAAUAACAAAACAUUUCCUUUAAAUGACGUUGCUAUUGACUUAUAUCAUAGACGUUCAAUACCUCAUGAAGUAAGAAGAGAAAUGUUUGACAUAACAAAGCCGCAUGACGGCGCGGGCGUAGCCCAUGCGAACGUUGGUGAAACAAGAAGAAGAGACGACACACUGAAACAACAGAGAAGAGAGAUGUUUAAAAGUGCUAUAGAACAAGUUCGUAAAGCUAACGAUGUCAUUCGUUCCAUUGACGACAAACCAAAAGAAGGUGAGAGAUGGUUAAAGAAAGAUGAAGAAAAUAGGAAGAGGAAUGUGAAGUCAGGCAAUAGACUCAUUGACUUUAACAUCGAAGCUUUAGAUGAACCAAACAGAGACUACUUACACAAACAUUUCGGUAAGGUUUUCAUGAGACUCUUAGAGAAAAUUAAAAUAAAUUCGCAACAAAGAUGGAUGGUAUGUUAUAAACUUGGUGGAAAGUAUGAAUGUUCUACGUUAAACCUCAAUAAUAUUGGAACAUUACUACAUCAGCUCUUGAAGGAGAACUUUAUAUCAGAGAUAGAAGCAAAUGCUGCAGGUAUUGUUGAAAUGCACUAUGACUUCUUCUUGACAAACAUAAAGAAUCUUACCGAAAUAAAGAUGUAUGAUUUAACAGAAUAUGAAGGCUUAACGAUGUCAGAUGUAAAGAAAGGCAAACCAAAAAAGAGACCAUAUAGAGAUGAAAGCACACUGACAAAUGACCAGAAAGCCAUUUUGGAAGCUCUUAAGCAAACAGGAAACCCAGCACUUAUAGAAAGCUUUUGGAAAGAUAA
This is a messenger RNA of Trichomonas vaginalis G3, 965 nucleotides long. RefSeq names its product organellar and viral DNA polymerase type B. The annotation marks the transcript as partial. Lineage: Eukaryota; Parabasalia; Trichomonadida; Trichomonadidae. The transcript has a single exon. The record is from RefSeq and is a predicted model, not a curated record.